Molecule: messenger RNA, 414 nt
Organism: Lactuca sativa (garden lettuce)
Lineage: Eukaryota; Viridiplantae; Streptophyta; Magnoliopsida; Asterales; Asteraceae
Source: RefSeq, a predicted model, not a curated record
AUGUAUAAACCUUCGUUGCAUGAUACGCAAGAUCUUUAUGCAGAACAUGAACAAAGACAUGGGUUUCCCAUAAUGAUUGGAAGCAUUGAUUGCACGCACUGGAAAUGGAAAAAUUGCCUAGUAUCAUGGAAAGGAAAGUAUGCAAGUGGUCAUCAUGGUUUGUCUUCGUUGGUUUUAGAGGUUGUUGCUUCUCAAGAUUUAUGUAUUUGGCAUGCAUUUUUCUGGGGCGCGGGUUCCAACAAGGAUGUCAACGUUCUUGAUCAUUCGUCGAUAUUCGACAGUCUUUUGAAUGGAAAGGCACCGGAUGCUCCUUUCACAGUGAAUAGAAACGAAUACAAGUUUGAAAAUUACCUUACAGAUGGAAUAUAUCCUCCGUAUUCCACAUUCGUGAAGGCAUUCCAACACCCGGUUUGA